This is a messenger RNA of Branchiostoma belcheri (Belcher's lancelet), 1862 nucleotides long. Its product is annotated as selenocysteine lyase-like. NCBI's taxonomy places the organism in Eukaryota, Metazoa, Chordata, Leptocardii, Amphioxiformes, Branchiostomatidae. Bases 121 to 1431 code for a protein of 436 amino acids. The record is from RefSeq and is a predicted model, not a curated record. The transcript has 13 exons.
CCAGCAAUAUUGAGCAAAGAGAAGGAUAUGAGAACCGGAUAAGUUUGUUUUCAUGCACAAUUUGAUCUUUUGUGGCAUUUCAGGCAUAUCAUUUGUUCCCAGAUCGAACUGAAAAUCAUCAUGGAUUUGAGCAGACCAAGGGCAAAGUCACAAAGAACUAUCUAUCUAGACUAUAAUGCUACCACACCACUGGAGCCUGAGGUUCUGACAGCCAUCCAGACUGCCCUGCAAACAGCAUGGGGAAACCCCAGCAGCUCAUAUGAAGCAGGGAAGAAGGCCAAGGCUGCCAUUGACACUGCCAGAACCAACAUCGCCAAGAUGGUCGGUGGGAAAAAGGAAGACGUCAUUUUCACCUCAGGUGGUACUGAGGCCAACAACAUGGUGAUCCUCACUGCCAUGAGGCACUUCUGGAACAGUUUUCCUGAGGCCCAGGGAGGAGGAGACACAGAGAAUGGUCCAACACAACACAGGAGUGUCAAACCUCACAUCAUCACAACUAACAUAGAACACGACUCUGUCAGGCUACCACUGGAGGCUUUUCAAAAGGAGGGAAGGAUAGAUGUGACCUUUGUGCCGGCCUCCAAGCUGACCGGCCGAGUGGAGGUCCAGGACAUUCUGGCCGCAGUUCGUCCCUCCACCUGCCUGGUCACAAUCAUGAUGGCCAACAAUGAGACUGGCAUCAUCAUGCCCAUAGCAGACAUAAUGAGAGCUGUGAGGUCUGUGAACAGUGAGAACAGAAGUGCCCCUCAGCCCAGGAUCCUGCUGCACACAGAUGCUGCCCAGACCAUUGGGAAAGUUCCUGUGGAUGUAGAGGAGUUAGGGGUGGAUUAUCUGACUGUGGUGGGCCACAAGUUCUAUGGUCCCAGGAUUGGUGCCCUGUAUAUCCGUGGUCUGAGACAAGACACUCCGCUGUAUCCCAUGUUGUAUGGAGGGGGACAGGAGGACAAUUACAGACCAGGCACUGAGAACACUGGUAUGAUAGCAGGGCUUGGGAUGGCUGCUUCCCUUGUAAAUCAAAACUUGGAGAAGUAUGAGUCUCACAUGAGGGAGGUGAGAGACUACCUGGAACAGCAACUUAAGGACAGGUUUGGCAGCUCUGUGCACUUCAACGGGAGGCUGACAGGAAGUGAGCGGAUCCCCAACACCUGUAAUGUGUCCAUCCUGGGGCGGGGACUACAAGGUCAGAGAGUGUUAUCCAGGUGUCCACAUCUGCAGGCCAGUGUGGGGUCUGCCUGUCACUCACACAACAUCAACAGACCUUCCCACAUCCUGCUGGCCAUCGGGAUUCCCUGUGAGGUUGCUGGGAAUGCCCUGCGGCUCAGUGUGGGCAGGCACACCACCACAGACGACAUAGACCUGAUCAUACAGGACCUACAGGAGGCAGUCACCGCCAUCACAGCAGAGGAACAGUCAACUCAGAACUCGUGCUGAUUGGUUCGCUGGUGUAUCUACAUGCUCACAGAGACUUAAGUUAUAAAUAUACAGACUGUGCUCCUGUCAAUGAUGGGAAACAGAGUUAGCUGGCUUGUAAGAUCAUUUGCCUCAGCCUAAUAAUAUUGUUUUUAAUUAAGACCGGUGCAAUGGCCAAGUGGGUAGACUUUUCACCUUGCACUCCAUAGGUCGUAAGUUCAAUCCCUGGCAAAGUCACACCAGAAACUUUAAAAAUGGUACAGUAUGAAUUAUGUGCUUAGCACUCAGCAUUUGGGAAAGAGUAUGAGAGUUAAACAGACACCACUGCCAGUGGACUAGCCUAGAAAGGGAAUACAACAUGAUAUUGCAACAAUUGUUCUUAAAAUGUUUGAUCUGACAAUUUGUAGUAGUAGGUUGCAUUUCAUUUCUGUGGUAAAUGUGCAAUAAAAUUU